Molecule: messenger RNA, 633 nt
Organism: Marasmius oreades (fairy-ring Marasmius)
Lineage: Eukaryota; Fungi; Basidiomycota; Agaricomycetes; Agaricales; Marasmiaceae
Exons: 3
Coding region: 1-633 (210 amino acids)
Source: RefSeq, a predicted model, not a curated record
AUGGGACAUCGUUCAGCUGCGUGUGCGAAUUCGAAUGAACGCGACGUUGUAUUAGCGCGGGACCGCGACGCAGAUGGCGACGUCGCAUUACCAUGGAAUGAGGGCGAUCCGCGUUCAACAUUCAUCGAAUCAUCCCUCAACGUCAACCCUUGCUUCAGGAUAGUCAUGAACUUUCAAACGGUAUGGUGCAACAAUGUGGCCAGCCAAGCAUUGCGCAACGCUUCAUCGCGAUGUGCAGUCAUCCUUCUGAGCAAUUUAUGGAGCAGCUUGCGGGGUUUCGCUGGAUUAUCGAAUUACUGCUCGUUCGUGCAGGAUCACUAUCAGACAGCCCAUGAUCUUGAGGAAAGAUGCAAUGUCUACAUCAUCGAUUGUGCAAAGUGUUCCUGUAUACCACGGUCAACUUUCCACUGGAGCUAUCGGAAGGCCGUUAUCGACAGCUGGAAUGAAUCCCCUGAUCCGUGGAUAAUGCACAACCCCACAAUUGAGCCACUGGUCCCAACAGGCAAGAUCCGAGCGAAUUGCAGGCCAAUCGGUCAGUUCAACUGCGUGAUUGUACUCCUUUUGAAGUUUGUACGAGCAGUGUACCUGUCUGCCCGGGCGAUGCAUGGCGGCGAACGUUGGUCGGAGGCUUGA